CAUCAACAAGUGUCUCGCGCACUGUCGGAAGCUUUUCAGUUGCAAAUACACGCGCACAGGCAGAAGCUUUUCGCUCUCCCAUUGGUCCAAACCUGGCUGACUGCACAAGAGCAGGGGAACUUUUGGAGUGAACAGGCAGAUGAGUUUAGUAUGUGAGCUGGCCGUCUGACAAGUGGUUUUCCGCUGAGAACAGUUUCAACAGCACUGAAGAAAGGCAGCUGCUGCGUUUAUAGGCCUAUUCACUGAAUUUUGAAUAUCUUCAGUUUAUUCAGUAUCACAGUAAUGGUUGCCACAAUCAGAUUUCUAAUUUAGGAAAAGUAUAAAUAACUGGUCGUCCGUUGCGGUCUGUUUUGUCUCCUGGGUGUGUUGGGAGUAAUUAGUUAAUUUGGAUCACCCGCGCUCCCGGUUAAACCUGUAGGGAAACCUGGCCACAAGUCGCCAGGUGGACGGCGACAAAAGGCUGCUGUGUGCUUCAGCUAUCCAACUCUUCUUUAACUCAUCUUGACUUUACUACAUUUGACCAACAUGUACAGCAUGAUGGAACACGAGCUGAAGCCGACCGGUCAGCCCCCUUCUCAUCAAACCUCCCAGGGAAUGUCACCAGUCACCGGCACCAUGACCGGUAACAUGGGCAGCAAUGGCAACUCUCACCCGAGCUCUAAAACGGCAUGUGCACCUGGAAGCGACCCUAUGGAUAAAGUCAAGCGACCCAUGAACGCUUUCAUGGUCUGGUCCAGGGGACAGAGGCGCAAAAUGGCUCAGGAAAACCCCAAAAUGCACAACUCUGAGAUCAGUAAGCGGCUGGGAGCUGAGUGGAAACUCCUGACCGACGCCGAGAAGCGGCCCUUCAUUGACGAGGCCAAACGGCUCCGGGCAGUCCACAUGAAGGAGUAUCCUGACUACAAGUACAAACCGCGCCGCAAGACAAAGCCCAUGCUUAAGAAGGACACUCAGGUGGGCAAGUACCCACUGUCUGCAGGGAACCUGCUGGCGGCGGCAGCGCAAGGCCAAGGUGGUAGUCCGAGGAUGGAGACCUACGGCUGGGGCCCCACCGGGGGGUACGCGGGCAUGCAGGGCGAGGCGCUCGGCUACACACAGCAACUACACCGGUAUGACUUGUCAGCUCUCCAGUACCCACCUACAAUGACGGCUGCACAGACGUACAUGAACGGAGCCAACUCGUACAGCCCAAUGUCAUACAGCAGCAGUCCCCAGCAGCCGAGCCCUGUCACCAUGUCCAUGGUGAAAGCAGAGCCAGUGUCCCACUCACCUCCAACAGGGACACCAAGCCACCACCGGGGGCCUUUGCAGGGCGACCUCAGGGACAUGAUCAGCAUGUACAUUCCUGGACCAGGAGGGGAUGCCAGUGACCCCACAACAGCACAGAGGGGCUACACCAGUGUCCAGCAGCAUUACCUCACAGGAACUGUCCCACUCACACACAUCUAGGACUGAAAUGGGAAUCAUGGGGGUGGGGGUUGAACUGAUUGGGAGAACCAGAAAUGCUCAUGAUACACAGCUGGCUGGACAAGAGAUGGAGUCUGGUGUGGGGGACUUUAGAUGGGCCAAGCAAAGAGACACAGGAUAUGAAGGGGAAAACUUUUUUCAUGCAUUCAGUAGUCUCUCAGUUCCAGAUGUGCCUAGAAUUAGACAAACAAGCGACGACUAAAUGUUUUUAUCACUGAAAAGCUGUUUGUUUUUUUUUUCGUUUUUUUUUUUUCUACCUCCUUUGGUGCCACACACCCAUGUACAGAGCUGAGACUCCUCCCUGCCCACCACCCUCCAAGCAGACUUCUCUCCAUGCAGUGAAGACAGGCAAUGCCUGCUUAUUUUGUACAUAUCACAAAGGUUACUUUGUCUUUUUAUAUUGUUAGAACUUAUCCAUAAUGAGUCAAUUCCUUAAUACCACCCAAAACAUUUGUGACACUGGCACACAUUACAGUUCCACCAUGCUCAGUCAGUGCAGAGGGACUGCUGUCCUGCUGUGCGAACAGAGUUGGAGAACAGCUGGGUGCCGGUGGGGAGAAUGGGAAGGAAAUGCACAACUUGAAUAACAGAGCUGUUUUUAAAAUGAACUCUUUGUGCCUUGGCUUUGGUUUAGUACUCUUAUAUUCUUAUAUUUUCACUAAUGAUAUCCUGUUGGACAACAUGGAAAACACCUGUUGGACAAUCAGCACUGCAUCCACAGGAAAUAAACCGAACACACUGGCUUCUAUAAUCUGUAAUGUUGUUUAGAAUGUAGAACCAGCUUGGGUCCAGAUUCAGUAGGUCAAAUGUCCCCAGAUCACACCAGAGUAUGAGAAGAUAUGUGAUACUGUUUUUGCUAUCUGUAUUUGUUUUAUUUGCUAUAAUUAGUUUUAGAUUUGACCUUUUUGAUCUAAAUGUUUGGAUGCAUUGUUCUGGCUGCAUCCUGGGUCGCUCUGUGUAUUCAUUGUCACUUUGCUCUAGGCAGGAUUUGUAUUGUUUUUAGGCUUCUCAUUAAGUAAAUGAAAUUGAAUAUGAAAUUCUACAUUUCAGUUGUUUUAUUUCAAAUAGCAGAUAAAGACUUGAAAGUUAUGUCUUCUACCAAGUACACUGGAUUGACAAAAGGCCUCCCUGGCAUAUUUGUUGUUUUUAAUGACAUGUCAUUUGUUUUUGUUUCACCUGUAAAGAGAAUGUAUCAAACUAAGUUUCAGACUAAAUCUCCAGCAAACCUUCCAUCUUGUUUCUAAACUUUACUGGUGGGUAAUUAUCAUUUUACAAAAUAAUAAAAAUGUGUUCUUAAUCCUGGUUCUUUCAAACUGA
This is a messenger RNA of Xiphias gladius (swordfish), 2784 nucleotides long. It is a transcript of the gene sox19b, whose product is annotated as SRY-box transcription factor 19b. NCBI's taxonomy places the organism in Eukaryota, Metazoa, Chordata, Actinopteri, Istiophoriformes, Xiphiidae. The record is from RefSeq and is a predicted model, not a curated record. The coding region runs from base 526 to 1449 and encodes 307 amino acids. Gene Ontology annotation, biological process: regulation of DNA-templated transcription; anatomical structure morphogenesis; cell differentiation. The transcript has 2 exons. Gene Ontology annotation, molecular function: DNA-binding transcription factor activity, RNA polymerase II-specific; RNA polymerase II cis-regulatory region sequence-specific DNA binding.